Molecule: messenger RNA, 357 nt
Organism: Cadophora gregata
Lineage: Eukaryota; Fungi; Ascomycota; Leotiomycetes; Helotiales; Ploettnerulaceae
Exons: 1
Coding region: 1-357 (118 amino acids)
Source: RefSeq, a predicted model, not a curated record
AUGUUUGCUGUUACAGCUUACGAGGCAUGGCGUGUCAUUGCUUGCUUGUUUUCCUCUUUGAAAGAGCGUUGGGCAACAGGACAACAACACGCAAUUCUGAUUCAGCACUUGUUUCCCCAUCUGCAUCAGCGUCCAACACAGCACGUCAACGCAGAGUACAGCACGACCAGCUCGUCGGGCUCUCUCUUGCCUUCUUCUCACGAAUACCUCACAUGUUUUUUUUUUAUUUCCUCUUUCUGUUCUGUCUCUGUACUUCCAGGCAAGCGAGGUGGCUUAGACAUGGCUAGCGGGCGUUUCCCAAAUUUCCGAAUUUCUGUUUUAUCUGAUUUCUGGUUUUCGUUUCCAUACCCGAACUAG